GGUGACGGGGACAGAGGGGACCCGGCAGCAGCGUGCACCGGAGCCUGGACACAUGCUGCAGGUGGGGCUCAGCCUGCCCCGCUCCCCCGGGGGGGCGGCCGGUGGCUUCCCCGUGGCCAAGCCAGAUGAUAACACGGGCAACGGGCAAGGGUGGUGAAUAACUAUCGAAACACAAGAAGUUGCUGUAAGACUUCAAAGCGUCAGCCAGGGUGAAACGCUGUCAGCUGGGGCAGUGAAGCGUGUUGAAUAAAAGGUCUUUGUCCUACAGAGAUGUUUGGCUCAUCUCCAGUCACCAUCGUGAUCACGUCGGAGGCUGACACCUGGGACAUCGACGCCUCCUCUUGCCUGGGCUGUGGACAGUUUGUGGAUUGGGACAGGAUGCCAGACCCGGAGCAACAGGCACAUAUCCCCCGAGACAUCCUCAGCAAGCCCCCAAAGGAGCUGAAGAGGCUGGCAAGAGAAGGUUACUGGGCAGCGAGCCGCUCUCUGAGAGCUCAGGUCUACCACCAGCUCAUCCAGCAGGUCGCCUGCCGGCUCGUCACCCCAGACGCUCUCGUCUACAGGGACGUGGCAAGUCGGCUCUUUGGGAAGCUGAGUGUGAGCUCCCACCCUUUGCCCGAAUUCCUGGAAGGAUGCUCCAUGCCCACAUAUUGCCUCAACCUGGAAGGGGUCACCGCCUUGAAGAAGAUCCUCAUCUGCGUUGGCAACCUCUUCCCCGACAUAACCUACAGCCCGAUCCUCCCCUCUCUGGUGGCUCUGCUGCUGCACUACAGCGAAGACGAAGCUCAGUGCUUCGAGAACAUCUCUCGCCUCAUCGCCAGCAAUGCCCCCCACACCAGCUACAUUGACCAGUCCUUCCUGGCUCACCAGGCCUCCUGCAUGACUUUUGGGGAUCUGGCCAACAAGCACUGCCCAGCAGCUCACAAACUCAUAGCCAGCACCUCUGAGAAUGUCUUUGACAUCUACUCCGAGUGGUUAUCAUGGCUAUUUCAUGACCUCCCCUUCAAUUACGCCAUCCGCAUCUUUGAUGUCUACCUGCUGGAGGGGCAGAAGGUCCUCUACCGCAUUGCCCUGGCCUUGCUGAAGCAGUACAGGCUCUCUGUGACCUCCGCCGAGCUGGAGGGGACCGAUAUCAAAGCAGACCUGCAGGCUUUCGUGCAGAACAUUGCUGAGCACGUGACUGUGGACAAACUCCUAGAGAGAGCCUUUGGCAUCCGGCUGUUCUCCCGCAAGGAAAUCUGGCUCCUCCAGAUGGCCAACAGGAAGGCGUUAAUGGAGAGGGGCAUAACCAUGGUGCAGAGCAGGCAGUCCUUCCACCUUGCCGUGGACAUGCAGAACUUCAGCUCCAGCAUUGUAACGGCUCAGGAGAUGCGCAUCGUCUGGUCCUGGAUCCCUGAGCGCUUCUCUCUCUUCCCCCCACUGCUGCUCUUCUCCACCUCAGAAGAUGGGUGCAGCUUGCAGAGGUUUUACGCGUGCUGUGAAGGCUAUGAACCGACGGUGCUGCUCAUAAAAACAACAGAGGGGGAGGUGUGCGGGGCGUUUCUCUCCUCCGACUGGAGUGAAAGGAAAAAGAGCGGGGCAACAUCGGGCUUUUUUGGGACAGGGGAGUGCUUUGUAUUCACUGUGCGCCCCGAGACGGAGAGGUACGAGUGGGUGUUCAUCAAGAAGCCAGAGCUGGCCAAAGCUGUGCCACGCUCACGCCAGCGGUCACCUUCCCCCUCUCCCGCAUCCCUCCUCAGCUCCUCCCCGGGUGGCCGCGGCACCAGCUCGAACCGUCUCGCCGUGCCCACACCACAGAGGAAAGGCCGUCUCUCCCCGUUUCUGGCCAUCAGGCAUUUCCUUCUGCCUUCCAAAACAGCCUCCAUGUUCAUGUCCGGGUCACGGGAAGGGAUCAUUAUCGGUGGAGGGGGAGGCCAAGCUCUGUCCCUUGACGCCAACCUGCUCUGGGGGCACACAGAGCACUGCGAGACCUUCGACAACCCUCCGCUCUGCCAGGAGAACUUCAAGGUGCAGCUCUUGGAAGUGUGGGGCUUUCAAAAUGCUUAGAUCCCGUGGGGGACACCGUGCCGCCCACAGAGACGGGGACCCCUCGCCGUGCUGGCCGCCACCCCGGCCUGGCUGCUGUAGUCCCCGCCGGCAGCGCCACGGGCACCUCCACUCACCAUCCUCCCCUCCACGGCCAGCCGUCGCGGUGGUGUGCAGAGAGCACAGUGCGGUGUUGGGAAUGGGACUGUGGGCGCUGCAUUUGGGGACAUUUGAGGUCCUCUCCUGCAGUUUAGACCCAGCCCACUUCACCCAGUCUGUCCCAGUUUAGGAUGCUGGAGGGGAGGUGAGCCAGUCCGGCGGUUGUCACACCUCCCUGGCCUGUUUGUGGCUUGGGGCUCAACAGCGAGCCAGUGGUACCGCAGCACAGGCACAUUUUAUAGGAAUUUGGAGCCCAGGCAAAACCCAACACCGAGGUACAAAGCUCACCAGGAACGCUCUCAGACCCUGCUUCCCUGUGGUCCCAAGCCCAGCAUCACCCUUCAAGCCAUAUGCAGAAUGUUGUAGCUUCUGUGGGUUGCCAGGAUUCCCCCGGGAUCCCGCACUGAUCAUCAUCCAACACAGUGCCAGAGACUCUUUUUGUCUGUGGUUGAAACUGCUGAUGGGUGAUUAGCAAAGUCCUACCUGGUGUUCAUACACCGGCAGCCAACGAGAACCCCCCCAGCUGCGUACCUGCCUUGUCAUUUUUGUAUUAAACUGAAGAUCGAUACUCACCGCAAAGGGCUGGUGUGAGACUGCCAGCAGUGAAUACAUAUGAGCCUUAACCAACGUGCCCCGACCGCCCGGGGGUCAGGACAACAGGAGACGUGCCAUUUUAAAACAUGAAAUGUGAACGUGCACGUGUAGCUCGGUGAGACAAGGCAACCCUCAGAGGAGGGCUGCGGACCGAAGAGAUACCAUUCUGGCUGCAGGAUGAGAAUGUCUCCUAUGUCCAAAUCUACUUUCCACUUGUAGUUCUCUCUUUGAUCUAUUCCACUUCUCGAGCUGUUCAGAGCAGGAGCUAUCGCAGCCUCGGUACCUGCUCCCAGCCAUGGCAGGAGGACGCAGGAGCACGCUUGGCAGCAAGCUCACACCGUGCCAGUCAUGCAGCGGACCGAGGAAUCACUUGUAGUCUUCUGAGGGUAGCCAGGGGAGAUGAGGUGAGGCACAGCCCUCGGCGCACCCUGGCCUUCACCACAGAGCUCAGAUGAAAGAACACUGCAGAAUUACUCUUCGCCUGAAAUUAAAAAGCUCUGCUAGGGUGUCCUUCUUUCUUUCCAUGACCAUGUACUGGACUCUCUGUCCAGAUGAACUCUCUGUCUGGAGACAUGGAUGAGUGCGGAUGACUCUCUGUCCCAUGGGGGUCCCUCUCCCUUCCCAAGAGGCUGUUUCUCCCCACCCGGAGAUGCACAGGAUGCACGAGAUGCCAGGAAAUGCCAAGCCCUUCAUUAGCACCCAGCUUGUCCUCCUCUCUGCAGCCUUCCGAGUGUUUCCUUGUAAAGGGGAAGCAGGGCACGUCUAACGUGUUGAAAUCCCAGACGCUGGGGCUGUAUCGUGCAGGCCGGGGAUGUCUCCGAUGCGGUGGCAGAGCCUGGGUGUCCCUUCAAGGCUGUAGGUGCUGUGUGCCUGCCAAUUAGAGCCAUAAAUCGCAAUAUGGAUGUCGGUGCCCUCGUUGCAUUCGCUGCCUGUAAUCUGAUGAGCGCCUCUGCCAUUUCUGAAAGCGAUGCUACAGUCCUUUCUUCUUACGCUUUAUUCUAUUACUGCAUAAAGUUCAAAACUCUUGGAGAAUGAAAAGAAACCCGAAACCACACAGGGGGAGCAGAGGGGCCGGGAGGCUGAGGGGAUGAGUAAUGGGAUAUAGAGAUCUUUCACCCGUGCCUGUCAUGGUUUCGGCUGGGAUGGGGCUGACUUUCUUGCUGGCAGUUGGUGCGGGGCUGUUUUGGUUUGGGAUGGGAAUGGUGUUGACGGCACACUGGUGGUUUGGGUUGUUGAUAAGCUCUCAAGGGCUGCUCUGCUCCUCUCCCCCUCCCAACCAUCGAUGGGCUGGGGGGCACAAGGAGCUGGGAGAGGACACAGCUGGGACAGCUGACCCCAACUGACCAAAGGGAUAUUCCAUGCCAUAUGGCAUCAGCGCAUAAAUCUUGGGGAAGAAGAAGGAAUGAGGGGACAUUUGGAGUGAUGGCGUUUGUCUUCCCAAGUCAUUGUUCCAUGUGAUGGAGCCUGGCUUUCCUGGGGAUGGCUGAACACCCGUCUGCGAUGGGGAGCAGGGAAUGAACUCCUUGUUUGGCUUUGCUUACGUGCGCGGCUUUUGCUCUACCUAUUAAACUGCCUUUGCCUCAA
This is a messenger RNA of Chroicocephalus ridibundus (black-headed gull), 4362 nucleotides long. Its product is annotated as TBC1 domain family member 24-like. The record is from RefSeq and is a predicted model, not a curated record. Gene Ontology annotation, cellular component: nucleus. The transcript is spliced from 7 exons. Bases 271 to 2046 code for a protein of 591 amino acids. Lineage: Eukaryota; Metazoa; Chordata; Aves; Charadriiformes; Laridae. Gene Ontology annotation, biological process: response to oxidative stress.